This is a messenger RNA of Scaptodrosophila lebanonensis, 3115 nucleotides long. It is a transcript of the gene Mnn1, whose product is annotated as menin. Gene Ontology annotation, cellular component: nucleus; chromatin; histone methyltransferase complex. Lineage: Eukaryota; Metazoa; Arthropoda; Insecta; Diptera; Drosophilidae. The record is from RefSeq and is a predicted model, not a curated record. The coding region runs from base 705 to 2978 and encodes 757 amino acids. Gene Ontology annotation, biological process: negative regulation of cell population proliferation; regulation of transcription by RNA polymerase II; negative regulation of cell cycle. The transcript has 3 exons. Gene Ontology annotation, molecular function: transcription cis-regulatory region binding; chromatin binding; Y-form DNA binding.
GCAUUAACAAAAAAUAGAAGAAAAAACCGCACGUCAAACGCGACGACAGCUAGUUAGCUGCUACGCAAUUUCACUCACCUGCCGAACGAACACCUGCACGCCGAAAUCGAAGCUCAAUUUGUGCUUGCUGACGUGUGCAAGUGCAAGAAGACAAGGACAACAACGAAAGGAUAUUCACAAAAUAUAAAAAGCAACAACAACAGCAGCAGCAAGCUGCUGGUGACACGAGUGAAAUUAACGAAGUGCAAUUGAACGACACACGCAUACACACACAAACCAAACGCAACACAUCAGCAGCAGAAACCGAAACAGCUAAGAAAAUGCAGUCGCGCAUCGACAAGGCAUUGCAUAAAAAUCCUGAUACUCGAGAAUAAGGCAGCACUCAAGAAAAUAACUACAACAGCAACAGCAGCAACAACAAGAACGAAAAAGGGCAGCUAGUGCGGAAAGUAAAAAAGUUGUUUGUCAACUUGUUGGCGUCCAGAGUAAAAGUCAAAUGUUGCAGCAACAAAGUGGCUGGCUGUACUGCUGCUGCUGCUACAACAACAACUACCAUCAACUGGACAACCAACCUGGACGACAACUAGUACUAAAGUAGUGCGCCAGUGUGCAUGCAGCAGCGCCUGCGGCCAGUAUUAGCAGAGGAACGCGCAAACGUACUUGUAAUAUCAUCCAAAGUUUAAUUGCAGCAUCCCCACCUUAAGAUGUCGACGAUAACGCGUAGCGCCAGCGCUAGUCCUUGCAUGGCACUGAAUGCCAUCAUUGAUCCCAGCCUGUUUCCACUCAAAUCUACAGCAGAUGUGGUUAAUCUCUUUCGUCGGGCGCUCACCAGUGGUAUCGAGCCGGAUCUCACGCUUCUGUCCAUUGUUGUCGGCUAUAUAGAACUUUCGCUAACCACGGGCGAAGCAGCGCAAGCAGCGGCGGCGGCAGCAGCAGCGGCAGAACAGCAGCAUAGCACGUCUGGGGACAUUAUUAUGGGCAACAGCGUACCCUUUCCAAUUGUAACUCACGAGUUGAUAGCGGGUCUCUAUAAAAAAUUUCAAACCAUUUUAUCUGUUGUGGAGAAACCCAAGCCACAUCGUCAGGCUACGCGGGAAGUCAUCAAGAAGGUAUCGGACGUUAUAUGGAAUUCGCUGAUACGCAGCAGCUACAAGGAUCGUGCGCAUCUGCAGAACCUUUAUAGCUAUCUGUCGGGCAAUAAGCUGGACUGCUUUGGUGUGGCGCUGGCCGUGGUGGCCGGUUGCCAGCUGCUAGGUUACAAGGAUGUGCGCCUGGCCAUAUCCGAGGAUCAUGCGUGGGUAGUGUUUGGCCAGAAGCGUGUGGAAACCAUUGAGGUAACCUGGCAUGGCAAGGGCAGCGAGGAUAAACGCGGACAGGACAUCACGCCGGGCAUUGAGUCGGGCUCCUGGCUCUACCUAGGCGGCCUGGCGGUGGUUUGCGAGCGCGGCAUGGAAGUGGCUGCCAUCUGUGCGGCACUAAACAUCUCUCUCACAACGAACAGCGACUGCGUGGAAGUCGCAGAGCUACAGCAGCAGCUUCUCUGGCUCCUCUACGAUUUGGGACAUCUCAAAAAAUAUCCGAUGGCUUUAGGAACGCUCGGCGAACUAGAGGAAAUUCACCGCACACAUCGUAGCAUCAGUUGUGAGCAGCUAUAUCGAGAGGCUAUUGAGGCGGCACGCACGCACUAUCGGAACCACCAUGUGUAUCCAUACACCUAUCAGGGCAACUACUACAAUCGACUGCUCAAGUACCGCGAAGCUUUUGCCGCCUGGGCCAAUGCAGCGGAUGUCAUCAGGCUCUACACCUACCAAUGUCGGGACGAUGAGGAAAUCUAUAAGGAGCUGCUGGACAUUGCUAACGAGCUGAUACCGUAUGUGAUGAAGACGGAGAGUUCGGGGCACUCAGCACGCAGCAUUCUGCGAGACUCUGAGGUUUUCGCCAACCUACUGCGUUUCUACGAUGGCAUCUGUCAGUGGGAGGAGGACAGUUUGACGCCCAUAUUGCAUAUUGGAUGGGCCAAGCCAUUGGUUACUAAUAUUACCAAAUUCGAUUACGACAUACGCUCCCAGGUGGUUAUUAAGCUGCCCGAGGAUGUGGAGGCGGAGCAAGCAGCGGCGGCGGCUGCGGCUGCUGAGCAGGCGAAGAAAGCGCAAGAGGCAUUACAAUUUGAGGGCAACAAUAACAACAACAAUACAUUAAUCAAGAAAGAUGAGAAACACAAUGCGGAUGGCAAAAAGUCGGAGCUGCCCACAACUUUGGCGGAUUUGACGGCUGCUUGCGGAGAAAAGAUUUUGAAUCCAGAUUUUCUGCUGCAAGGUGGUGGCCAACCAUUUGCCGACCAAAAACAGCAAACGUCUGUUCAACAGGCAGGAAAGUCAACAGUAACAGCAACAACAACAACUACACCCUCGGUGGAGCAACAACAGCACAACAACAUCAAUAACAACAACACAACCGCCAAGGAGGCUACAACAAAUGGCGGUUCAAAUGUUCAAUCAUCGUCUAGCGAGGCUAACAGCACAAAUGUAGAGCACAAAGAAGCUAAAAUGGAGACAACAGAAACAGCAGCAGCAGCAGCAGCAACAACAACAGCUGCCAAAGCAGCAGCAGUGACAACAGCAGCAACUCACACCAACUCGAGCAUUGACGAUUACGAUCCUUUUGAAAUCAUGCUUAAACGUCCCGUCAUAACGCUCUACAGUCAGAAAAUGAAGGGUCUCAAGGAUUUGCUGCUGGCCGAGAAGCUCAACACCCAUGCCAUUUCGCUGCAGGUAACCGCUCAAUCAGUAGCAUCGCGUAAGGUGCGCGGUGUGGAUAAGCAGCCAUCGAACAUAUCCACACAUGCCACUAUCAAUGUGACGGCUAUCGCAUCGUCAGCCGGAUCGGAUGGCGGCACUGGUGCGUCUCCUGCAUUGGCAUCGGCAGCGGCCAAUGAUUCCAUAGCAGCAUCGCGACCGAAACGUACGCGUCGCGAGUGAAUUUGUUGUUUGUAUUUAUGCUUAAUUAGCCAAGGGGGUGUGCUAUUUAAAGAGAUAAAUGCCAGCAAAAAUCGUAAUAUCUGCAAAACUAUGUUAAUGCUGAAUCAUAUUAGAAACUCUUAAUUUUGUCACGAAAA